AUGUCCUGGACCCCUUUUAAUGGCCCCUCGGGUCAACACGAGCCUCAUGGUUUGUCUGAUGCUUCGAAUCAGUUGAAUGGUCCACGACGACCGUUGCCCCUUGAUUCCCAACGAGCUGGUGAUGCUUCGAAUCAAUCUAUCCAGUAUACCCGGUCUCCUCAAACGGUGCCUCUGAUUGCUCCGGCGCGGAAUGUUCAUGGUAGGGACUUGUUAAACCCGACCGGGUCAUCUGGUACUGGUGUUGCCCCGGCCCAACCGGGCCAACACCCUCCAUCUCCGGAUCUCGAGUCGACCUCGCAUUCUGAUCUUCAUCUCCAGCACCAGCAGCAGCAUCAGCAGCAGCAUCCGUAUCAGCCCUCGCAUCAACGACUUGGAUCCAUUUCGUACCAGCAGGAACAUAUCUCGAAUCAAGAGCUCCACCUACACCAUCAGAAACAGAACAGCCAUCAACUGACUGGACAUCAGAACAGCCAUAUUUUGCCAUCGCACCCUCGUCAACAUUUGGACCACCAGCUGGACCACCAGUUGGAUCACCAACAUCAUUUGCAUGUUCAUGGACACGGCCCUUUGGCGGUAGGAGACUCGUCCCAUGCCCAUAUUCUGCCUAAUAUCACCGGCAACGGGCACAAUGGCCACCAUAAAUCCCACUCUGACAUGACUAAUAUGACCCGGGCUGGGCAGAUAACUCCACCACCCGGUCACAACAUGUCCGGAGUGGCUGUAUCUGCGUCGUCUCCACUACCAUCGUCUGCUUCACUGUCUGCCAAACCUCACGGACUGGCCAAUAAUCGUAAACAAUCUCUUGCAUCAUCGUCUCCUAAAGCCCCUCCUAAACAACGGGUUUCUCGAACUUCACACCUCGAACCUGCUAAUAGUCCUGGUUUCCCAGUAAAUUAUCCCAUAUAUCCCAUGGUCGAUAUCGGCACGAUCCCCGUUCAGCAAGUGCCUCUGCUUCCCCUGCCAGGAUCGAUUGUUAUGAAGAGAUAUGCAACCUCGGUCGAUCAACGUAACUUUUUAACGGUUUAUGAGUACAUGGUCAAUAACCAAUGGGUUAUUUGGGAUUAUUUCACUGGAUAUGUUCAUUUGACUGGUCUGUGGAAAGCAGUUGGCAACUCUAAAGCUGACAUUGUACGACUAGUCGAUAACUCCCCUGAUCUUGAACCGGUAAUCAAACGUGUUCGAGGCGGGUUUCUCAAGAUCCAGGGCACUUGGUUACCAUAUUCAGUGGCCCGUACUCUUGCUUCUCGUACUUGUUAUCACAUCAGAUACGCAUUAAUCCCUAUUUUCGGUCCUGAUUUCCCUGAAUCGUGUCUCCAACCUCAUCAACCCGGGUUUGGCCAGCUACAAUUGACCACUACUGAGAACCCUCGUAGAAGACGGAAACGCUCUUCUGUCGGUUCUAUCAGUGGAAUCACUGGUUUGACUUCUGUUUCUACAGCAAAUGGUGUUUCUAAUGGUGCUGGAGCUGGCACUGGUGGACCUGGAGCUGGUGAAUUGUCACCAAAUCCACAAUCACCUGUUCAGAGAAAACGACGGCAAUCAGAAUUGGCUCCUUCUACCCAGCCAUUUAACAGUCACGGUCUCGCAUCACCUCGCUCGUCUCAUGCCUCAAUCAUGAAUCCAGUUCUGAUUACUCCAGCUGGAUCUAAGAACGACAAUCAACGACAAGGAAUGUCUGAUUCGAACAGGAUCAUGUCCCUGUCAAUGACCUCGUCAUCUGGAUCUACAGCAACUGCUGGACUAUCUCCACUCCGCCAUCACAGACACUCGAAAUCCAUUGGAUCGAUUGACACAUCCAGUUUGGCUAUUGGUGGCAGUAUUGUUCCCCGACUCGAACUCAACAGACCUUCUUAUUUCAAGAGACCAGCUUAUGACGAAGACUCUCAGGCCAUCGAGUUCUCGUCAUCUUCUGACGACGAUGACGACUACGAAGCACAUCUUGUCAAACGGGCGAAACACGACCAUUCUGACAGUAUUCACGACACCACUGGUCGCACCAGUAAACCAGCAUCUGGUUCUGGGCCUGUUCAAGUGCCUCAUUCGCCUCAUCACAGAUACAUUCUGCCACCUCCCAUGCCAGUCAAGGUGGUUUUUGCCGACGAAACUGAACUUGUCGAGUCUCCAGACGAGUUCCUUGCCGUUUUACAAGCAACGCGGUCGCUUCAGCAGCUUUCUGCCGGCAAAGCAGGCCGUCGCUGGUCACUGAACCCUGCCAGUACCACUGCCAGCGGUGGAUCUUUUGAAUGUGGAGGCAAGCUAUGGCGCUGGGACGGUGGUCAAAAGCUCACGAGCACAGGACUCGCUGCUGACGGCGACUCGAGUCCCAAAUCACAGGUCGUGGAACGAGUCAAGUCACUGCCCGACCGCCGCUACUCACAUGGAGACGAGCCCAUCCGCCAACGCAGCAAUGUCAUGAACAUCAACGGACUAAUCUCUUAA
Molecule: messenger RNA, 2439 nt
Organism: Sugiyamaella lignohabitans
Lineage: Eukaryota; Fungi; Ascomycota; Dipodascomycetes; Dipodascales; Trichomonascaceae
Gene: XBP1
Product: Xbp1p
Exons: 1
Coding region: 1-2439 (812 amino acids)
Cellular component (GO): MBF transcription complex; SBF transcription complex
Molecular function (GO): DNA binding; transcription regulator activity
Source: RefSeq, a predicted model, not a curated record